GAGAGAGGGAGGGCUGGACUCCAUUAAUGCGAAGCCUGCUGCUGCCUGGAAAAGUGUUUGGGAUACUUCACUUCUUCGGCAAGUUCUUCGGGGAUUUUUCUCUCUUUUUAGCACCCAGUCAAGAAUAUAUACAUGAUUUAAAGAAGGGGGGCUUGUUCUGUGCCGUGUAGUCGACUCUUUUGGUGUGUUUUCCCCCGUCUUUUUGAAGCAGGAUGGCACUGGAUGGGAUCCGGAUGCCCGAUGGCUGCUAUGCCGACGGGACAUGGGAGCUGAAGAUGCACGUCACCGACCUCCACAGGGACGUGUCUCUGAGAGUCACUGGGGAAAUCCACAUCGGUGGAGUUAUGCUCAAACUUGUGGAGAAGCUAGAUGUGAAGAAGGACUGGUCAGACCAUGCCCUGUGGUGGGAAAAGAAGAAGACAUGGCUGUUGAAAACCCACUGGACGUUGGACAAGUACGGCAUCCAGGCUGACGCCAGGCUGCUCUUCACGCCGCAGCACAAACUGCUGCGCCUGCAGCUUCCCAACAUGAAGCACAUGAAGGUCAAGGUGAACUUCUCAGACCGGGUCUUCAAGGCUGUGUCGGACAUCUGCAAGACUUUCAAUAUCCGCCACCCAGAGGAGUUGUCUCUACUGCGCAAACCUCGUGACCCCAAGAAGAAAAAGAAAAAGUUGGAGGAGGCAGAAGAGGACAGUCUGGAGCUGGAAGGUCCCUUGUUGACUCCUGGAUCUGCCUCUGAGAUCAUUUUCAUCGGACCAGUGAAAGGGAGUGUCUACUCUAGUCCAGGCUUGUACAGUAAGACCAUGACCCCCACCUACGAUUCCAGAGAUGGCAGCCCCCUGUCGCCCACCUCAGCCUGGUUUGGGGACAGCCCCCUGUCAGAGGGCAAUCCUGGCAUCCUUGCCGUCAGCCAGUCGAUAGCCUCACCAGACAUCCUGGUUAAACUCUACAAACCCCAGUCCCUGCUGGACAAAGCCAAGAUCAAUCAAGGGUGGCUAGACUCGUCCAGGUCUCUGAUGGAGCAGGAUGUGAAGGAGAACGAUGUGCUGUUGCUGAGGUUUAAAUAUCACAGCUUCUUCGACCUCAACCCUAAGUAUGAUGCCAUCAGAGUCAACCAGCUCUAUGAACAGGCCAAGUGGGCCAUCCUGCUGGAGGAAAUUGAGUGCACAGAGGAGGAAAUGAUGAUGUUUGCUGCCCUGCAGUACCACAUCAACAAGCUGUCAGGCAUGUCUUCAGACAACCACAUGAAUAACAGCGAGAAGGAGGUGGAUGAGGUGGAUGCAGCGUUGUCUGACCUGGAGAUUACUUUGGAAGGAGGGAAAACCUCCAGCACACUGGGUGACAUCACAUCUAUUCCAGAACUGGCAGACUAUGUCAAAGUCUUCAAACCCAAGAAGCUGACGCUGAAGGGCUAUAAGCAGUACUGGUGCACGUUCAAGGACAUCACGAUUUCCUGCUACAAGAGUAAAGAGGAAGCACUCGGGACACCGGCACACCAAAUGAAUCUCAGAGGUUGUGAGGUAACGCCAGAUGUGAAUAUUUCUGGUCAGAAAUUCAACAUCAAAUUGCUAAUCCCCGUGGCCGAUGGGAUGAACGAGAUCUGGCUUCGGUGUGACACAGAGAAACAGUACGCUCACUGGAUGGCAGCAUGUCGCCUGGCCUCCAAAGGGAAGACCAUGGCCGACAGCUCAUACAACCUGGAGGUCCAGAACAUUCUCUCCUUCCUCAAGAUGCAACACAUGAACCCCGACCCUCAGUUCAUUGAACCAAUCACCACUGACAUCAACCCAGAGUGUCUGGUGUCUCCACGAUAUCUUAAAAAGUACAAGAACAAGCAGCCAGGCUAUGUCAGGGAUUUGAUUUCCGCCCGAAUCCUUGAAGCCCAUCAGAACGUGGCCCAGAUGAGUCUCAUCGAGGCCAAGAUGCGCUUCAUUCAGGCAUGGCAGUCCUUGCCAGAGUUUGGAAUCACUCACUUCCUUGCAAAAUUCCAAGGAGGAAAAAAAGAAGAGCUGAUUGGAAUCACCUAUAAUCGCCUGAUCCGAAUGGACGCCCACACUGGAGACGCAAUCAAGACCUGGCGCUUCAGCAACAUGAAACAGUGGAAUGUCAACUGGGAGAUCAAGAUGGUGACUGUCGAGUUUGCAGACGAGCCCAGUCUGUCCUUCAUCUGCGCCGAAGUGGACUGCAAGGUGGUCCACGAGUUCAUUGGCGGCUACAUCUUCUUGUCGACACGCGCCAAGGACCAGAACGAGUCGCUAGAUGAGGAAAUGUUCUAUAAACUGACCAGCGGCUGGGUCUGAGCAGUCCCAGGCCAGCAGGGGUCGAUGAUUUUUAGGUCAGGGGUCGGGAAGAGGAGCAGGCUUGUAUGGGUUUAUUUUAUUGUGUUCUGUUGUCGUUUUAAGUGUUUGAAACUGUGCCGAAGAAGUCAAAGUUUAGCACAGGUAUUGCCAAGACUGACGCAAUUAUUGUUCGAGUUAUA
This is a messenger RNA of Poecilia reticulata (guppy), 2479 nucleotides long. RefSeq names its product FERM domain containing kindlin 2 (gene fermt2). Gene Ontology annotation, cellular component: focal adhesion. Gene Ontology annotation, molecular function: integrin binding. Gene Ontology annotation, biological process: cell-matrix adhesion; integrin-mediated signaling pathway. Lineage: Eukaryota; Metazoa; Chordata; Actinopteri; Cyprinodontiformes; Poeciliidae. The record is from RefSeq and is a predicted model, not a curated record.